AUGAGGGCGGUGUCGCUGCCGUGGCUGGAGUCCUUCACAGCCGCUUUACCCUCUAUUGACUUGACCGCGAACCAAGUCGCGGAGCAGGUCUUGGCGCCAGCCAUCGGCAGGUCCAAGCGCACGCCCAAUAGCGGCGGCGGAGGCGGCAGUUCGUCAAUGUACGGCAGCUGCAGCUACGCAGAUGUGGUUCUGGCGGAAGGCGGCGGCGGAGCCGCCUCCGCCGCCGCGGCGGUGUCGAUGGGCCGACCGUACCAUUACGUCAUCCAUGCGCGCUCCCGGCGCUUUGGAGAUACGGUGGCGAUGCUGCGUAAGCAUUUCGCGACGGAAGCGCAGCACGCGCAGCAUGAGGGGCGCAGCGCGGUUGCGCCCGACGGCGUUUUUGUGUGGCUGGACGUUUUCGCGACUGACCUGCAUGAUUUCGGUUGCAGUGGAAGUGCUGGUUUCGGCGCCGAUGACUUAGGGGACGGAGCCGAGCGCGCCAAUGAUGAUGAUGAUGACGCGCAUCUGCAGACUAUACGGGAGGCUGUAGCUGGCGCACAAUCAGUUUUGUUCGUAUUGGACGACGAUGCCGAGGCGUUACGGCGGCUUUUGUGCCUGUACGAGCUUUGGCUUGCGGGCACGUCAGCGCGGCAACUUCGGUUGUUGUCGUACGAUCUGGACUUUGAAGCCCUGCGUUACGCGAUUGCUGAUCUGGACCUCGCCGUCGCAAUCACCGCCGCCGCCAGCGGCGGCGGAGGCGGCGGAGGCGAGGACGACGUCGUCAAUGGCCGCGAAGCGCGCCUCCGCCGCCACAUCCUCCGCGAGCUCCUUGGCGACGCUGACGGCGCCGCCAACGGCCCCGCCGCCGCUGCCGUAUCCAGGGCCUUACGCGACGCCCUCGUCGGCAGUAUCCUGGCGGAGGCUCGCCAAGAGCAGCAACGACUGGAGAGCGGCGCACUUACCGCCGCCGCCAAGUACGACACCGCCGACGGCGGCGACGGCGCAGCCACCGACGAUGACGCUGGUGCCAGGUGCUCCGCCGCCGCCAUCUUCCGCCUCGACCGAGCCGCUCGGAUGCUGGAGGCGCUUGGGCGGAUGGCAGAGGCGGAGGUACUGUUCCGCCGCGUGCUAGCGGCGACGGAGGCGGCGCUAGGUACGGAACAUCCGGACACACUGACUUCGGCCUCCAACCUGGCUUCGCUGCUACACGACCAGCGGCGGCUGGCUGAGGCGGAGCCCUUGCUUCGUCGAGUGUUGAGCGCCACGCAGCGAGCUUUGGGUGUGACACAUCACGAGACGGCGGCCUCCCUGGAAGCGCUGGCCAUGUUGCUGGAGCAGCAGGGCAGGAUGGUAGAUGCGGAAGCGGCUUUCCGUCGGGCCCUGACCGCGUACGAGGCCGCUCUGGGAGCCACCAGCCGCGACGCCCUGGCUGCCGCCAACAACCUGGCCCACGUGCUGCGGCUCCAGGGAUCCCCGGGGCAGCUGGCGGAGGCGGAGGGGCUGUACCGGCGGUCGCUGGCGGGCUACCAGGACGAGCUGGGCCCGGGGCAUCCCGACACGUUGGCCGCGGUGAACAACCUGGCACUGGUGCUGAAGGAGGCAGGAAAACUGGAGGACGCGGAGAGGCUGUACAGGCGGGCUUUGGAGGGCAGCGAGUUGGCCCUUGGUCCCGGCCACCCGCACACCCUCUCCGCCGCCAACAACCUGGCAGCGGCGCUGCAGGCGGAGGGGCAGAUGGCGGAGGCGGAGGGGCUGUUCCGUCGUGCCCUCCAGGGCCGGGAGGAAGCGCUGGGGCCCGCACAUCCCGACACGCUCGGCUCUGUGAACAACCUGGCGGUACUGCUGCAGGCGCAUGGCCGCUACGAAGAUGCCGAGCCGUUGUUCAGACGCGCUCUGGCCGGGUGGGUGGCCGCUCUGGGGGCCUCGCACCCCGACAGCCUCACCGCCGCCUGGAACCUAGGGGUGGUGCUGGAGGCGAUGGGCAAGACCGAGGAGGCUUUGGAGGUGUACCGGCAGGAGGCGGAGGGGCGGGAGAGGAGGGGGGAGGUGGCGCGUGUGGCGCAGCGGCGGGCGCAUAUUGCCAAGCUGGAGGAGAGCAGCAGAGCCUGA
Volvox carteri f. nagariensis is the source of this 2088-nucleotide messenger RNA. Its product is annotated as kinesin-like protein with TPR domain. The transcript has 6 exons. The record is from RefSeq and is a predicted model, not a curated record. NCBI's taxonomy places the organism in Eukaryota, Viridiplantae, Chlorophyta, Chlorophyceae, Chlamydomonadales, Volvocaceae. Bases 1 to 2088 code for a protein of 695 amino acids. Gene Ontology annotation, molecular function: protein binding.